AUGGUUUCAGAGUUAGAUAUGAUGGACAAUGAAAUUAGGCAUGUUGGUAGAUCAGCUAGGGUCAUAGUUGGUGCUUGUGUAGGUUUGGUAGCACAAGGCCAAACCACCCCUUGUGCGAGCACUUUCUUCUCUGCAUUAGUGCAGCUUAUACCUUGUAGGACAGCAGUUGCACCUUUUAGCCCACUUCCACCUAGUGAGGCUUGUUGCAAUGCUCUUAAGGCUCUUGGUCAACCAUGUUUAUGUGUUCUUGUCAAUGGCCCUCCAAUUUCUGGGGUAGACCGUAACAUGGCCUUGCAGCUCCCAGAGAAGUGUACCACACAAUUUGAACCAUGUCUCUCUCUCUCACUCUCUGUCUCUUUGUUUUUAUCUGGUCUUGUUAUGUUUUGCUAG
Gastrolobium bilobum is the source of this 390-nucleotide messenger RNA. RefSeq names its product protein LIM2. Gene Ontology annotation, molecular function: fatty acid binding. Gene Ontology annotation, biological process: systemic acquired resistance. Bases 1 to 390 code for a protein of 129 amino acids. The record is from RefSeq and is a predicted model, not a curated record. Lineage: Eukaryota; Viridiplantae; Streptophyta; Magnoliopsida; Fabales; Fabaceae. The transcript has 2 exons.